UGUCAUUGUUUGACGGUCUUAUGGUACGGCCACACACAUGAUUCGCUCCACUAGGCAACAUUUUAUUGAACUUGUAUUUGAAAAGCAGUGUAUUAGCUCACGGUUCUGUGUCAUGGUAAACACGUGUGGAUACGUGAAGUCUAUGUUCAACACGUGAGGUGGUGUGGGACUUAUUCGCGUCGACUGCUCUCGUCACAAGGUUACCUGAUGCAAGCAGUGAUGCGGUGAAGUGGUCGUGGUUGACGUUGUCCCCUACUGGUCCAGUGUCACCGAGGCAAGUGCCAGCCUUCUAGUUCCCCUCCAGAUCAAUACAGCGCUACGUCUCCCAGCUCGUAGUACAUCCAACUCUCCAUAUCUCUGUAUGGGGACAGUGACAGGGCUGGAACAAUGUAGCAAUAAGUGGCACUUAUUACUUACACCCCUACCUACUUGUCAUCAUGGAUAUCAUCUAAACCAGCUCACCCUUGGAGCUUGGAAGUCAUUCACUGAGUGAUAAGUAAAAGGAGUGUGUUAAGUGUGGAGAUGAGGAUAUAGUACUGGUCGUGGGACUGAAGUGGUAAGUGUUGAAUAAGAAGUGUGAGCACCCUGCUGCCAUCAAUUGCUGUCCACUUAUUGUCAUCCUCGUCUAACCAGGUGCUCGGCCGAGUUAUUGAUGAUUGAGCAACUUAUUCAACUUUUUACCUCCUUUCCCAAUACAUUACCUUGGUAGUGUCAAUAUGUGUGGAUACCGAGCCAUUCCGAUAACACCACCUGCAGCGAGAUGCACGUUCCAGUGACCUUAGGGAACAAAGAUCAGCACGCGGGCAAUUAACGUGUGUAUGUUAAUAUCCUGGAGUUGAUGAUAUGGAACUUACAGAGAUGGGGACUCGCCAAAGAGAGUUGGGGCAGCUGGCAGUGGUACCAGUGGCGCCGACAGAGGAAGUCACUUAUGGUCCGGAGUCUGCACACUCCACGUGUGAGUCGCAGACAGCUUGGGUUGAGUACAAACCUGUGCUUUCACAAAUGGAUCGCCUGUUGGAUGAACGGUACCGGGCCAAGUUAAAAAGUAACGUUACUGCUAGCCUGCAAGCUAAAGUGUAUAACUUUCUGGAGAGGCCGACAGGAUGGAAGUGCUUCAUAUAUCACUUCACAGUCUUCAUGAUGGUGCUCAUCUGCCUCAUCUUCAGUGUCUUAUCUACCAUAGAGCAGUACACAGCCUUCGCCAACGAAACACUCUUCUGGAUGGAAAUUGUCCUGGUUGUGUUCUUUGGGUUGGAGUACGCAAUCCGGUUGUGGUCGGCCGGAUGCAGGAGCAAGUACAUGGGAGCUCGGGGACGAUUACGAUUUGCACGAAAACCCAUUUCAGUUAUAGAUUUCCUUGUAGUUAUCGCAUCUAUAGUGGUUCUCUCAGUAGGCUCAAAUGGCCAGGUGUUCGCUACCUCCGCAAUCAGGGGAGUGAGAUUCCUGCAGAUUCUGCGUAUGUUGCACGUGGACCGACAGGGAGGCACCUGGCGUCUUCUAGGUUCAGUAGUGUACAUACAUAGACAGGAAUUAAUAACAACACUGUAUAUAGGGUUUCUGGGACUCAUCUUCUCUUCCUACUUUGUGUAUCUGGCGGAGAAAGACGCGGUAGGCGAGGAUGGUACGACAGAUUUCACCAGCUAUGCAGACGCCCUCUGGUGGGGUGUGAUAACGGUUACCACUAUAGGCUAUGGCGACACGGUUCCGCAGACCUGGAUGGGACGUAUCGUGGCUUCCUGUUUCUCCGUGUUUGCUAUCUCAUUCUUCGCCUUACCUGCAGGUAUCUUGGGGUCUGGGUUUGCCUUGAAGGUUCAGCAAAAGCAAAGGCAAAAGCAUUUUAACAGACAGAUUCCCACAGCAGCAUCUCUCAUACAGUGCUUGUGGCGGUGCCAUGCUGCCGAGUCGUCCUUCAACUCCAACGCUACAUGGAAGGUGCAUGUGCAGGAGAACGGCCACCAUCAUUUUUAUGGUAGCAAGCAGUACGGGCUCAACGCCAACCCCUCGGCUCUCUCACGCAUGGCCCGCCGAGCCAGUCUUCUGAAGAAGAAGCGGUCGUUUCGCGGGCCCAACAUGCUGGAGAGACAGGAGAGUUGCUCCUCAUUGUCCAACUACCAGCUGGAUGCCAUUAAACCAGGUACCCCGACCCGCUGUGGGUCGUAUGGUCGCGGCUCCGAUGCUGACAUGUCACUGGAGGAUGAGAUGGAUGGUGAUUGCAUCAUAAAGCCAGAGCAGUUGACGGAGUCUCACAAGGUCAUGAUCAGGGUGAUUCGCAAGAUCAAGUUCUUUGUAGCAAGAAGAAAAUUCUCACAAGCUCGCAAGCCGUACGAUGUACGUGAUGUGAUAGAGCAGUAUUCUCAGGGACAUCUCAACAUGAUGGUCAGAAUCAAAGAGCUACAGAGGAGGCUGGACCAGACUCUGGGCAAGCCAGUAUACUUCGGUGCCAACAACAAGGACAGGGAAAAGUCCACGCUAUGUGCACGAGUCACAAGGGUAGAAAAUCAGGUUAAUCGUUUGGAUACAAAGAUGGACCAGAUGUUAACAUUAAUGAAUAAGCUAGUCAAAAUGACAGAAGGAAAAGAUUCCAGUAAAGAGGACAAUUCCUAGCAUUGACUCCGAUCCGUACAUCCACACCAAUCAGGUGCCAGUAUGCAGGCACCAUAUGCACAUGCACAUGUCAGUGCCAGGGCGUGACCCCUGCUGACUUGCACAACCAACGCACCUAGAGCAGGCUGACGUUGGCCAAUAGGAGACAAGGUCAGAGUUCAAGGUCAUUCAGGACCAACAUGGCUGACAGUCACUGAGAAAAGCUACAGUGAUCACCAUCAUACAUUCACAUUUUGUACGGAGACAGAACCAGCAAAUAACCGAAGUGUGAAAGUCUGACACAAGAUGUACAGUGUUGUACAGUAUUAGGCCAGUGGCAGGACAUUCAGUGGCGGGAGAAGAAUCAACACACAUGCCUGGCACACAGAAGCAGACGUCUUCCUUUAGGAACCCCAGAGUGUAGUGUGUAAGGGAGGCACAGUCCCUGGUUAGAGGAUACAUUGUCCCUGGUUAGAGGAUACAUUGUCCCUGGUUAGAGGAUACAUUGUCCCUGGUUAGAGGAUACAUUGUCCCUGGUUAGAGGAUACAUUGUACCAUGGUACAUACUAGAUUGACUCGAAGUAUAUGCAGUUACCUAAACACAGUAACCAGAUACACAGACCAUGGUUCGUGUUGUUUGUUAUGGGUUACAAAUGUGUAUGCUAACAGACUCAAAGUACCUUACUAUGUCACUUACACCGUGAGGAGAAGGUGAGUGUGUCACCCUUGCCCUGAUGUACUUCAAAGUCCCAUCUUCCCAGCAAGCCAUCUCUAAUCACCUUCAUCUUGUCGUAAAUGAUGGUGCAUUUCAUGAAAAAGUAAGGUUUUAAAUUCCAGCUAUUGCCAGCAUUGAAACUAAUGUAGCUUCUAGUCUAAUAUUUGAUUCAAUUUUGUCAUCUUAGUACUGCGGUGCUCAAAGAGUCGGACUCGACUAGUACUUUGAUAUGCAGUAUCGGAUAUCAGCUGAACAUAGCGCCAUUGUACAAGCAGCCUUAGCGCUACGACUGUCGUAAGUCUAUGUUGCUACGACUCUCGUAAGUCUAUGUUAAGAUAUGGGAGUUACGAUCACCUUAGCGCAAAGAUCGCCUUGUACAACGGUGCCCUGGUCCUUAAGGAACAGGACGUUGACGGUUCGGAAGCUUUGUUUGUAAACAUUAGCCAAUAAAACCCGAGCUUGCUCUGCUCUGCUCGCCUUAUUCAGAGACAGAAUGUUCUGCUCCAAUGACCUUGCAUACCAUGUGUGUAGGUUAAAGACAGUAUCAGUUUUCUCUGGUUUUGUAAUGAAAUGAAAUGUGAACAGACAGGCCUAAUGCAAGCCUUUUGUUGUGCUACAACAAAUGCGACGGUGAGGUGCAUGACAAUACAGCUUUACACUUCAAAGUGACCGUAUCGCUAGCUCUCCUAAGAACUUCGGUGACUGCACGAGGUGGUUAAAAACGCAAAUGAAAAUAGUUUUUUAUGUUUUAGGAUAUUUUUUCAAUAUCUAGACUCGUCCAAGAUGAAACCGAUGAAAAACACAUGAAUUGAAAAAAAACACUACUGAUGCCAUUUUACUCUGCAUAUAGCUUGUGUUGUCGGCGUCACUGUGUGGAGCUUUAUUGUUUUGGUUUCAGAAUUGAGUCAGGCAUGUGACUUCACUCUCGGAAAUUAUUUCAUGAAUGAUUUAAAAACACACAGACCCAUCGACGUACUGUCCCUUUAAAAUAUCGGAUAGGAAGUAUCGGAUAUCGUAUGAACUAGUCCUUAAAAAAUAUCUCACUUCAGUGACUGGUACCUUAAUGUGUAGAAUCAAAUAUCAGAUGAACUGGUCCUUAAAAUAUCUGACCUUAUGACCAAUACCGUGAUAUGCUGUACCCAGAUAUGUAGUACCAUGGUAACAGUCAGUGGAACCUCCAUACAGUACCGUCAGGGCCACUUUCACACGACAUGGACUGCGAGGUAAACAUCCGUGAUGCAAUGUGACUGUACGAAGCGUGUAGUUAGCAUGGUACAAAGUGUCUGGAUGCGUAGCUAGCAUGGAUACACUUUCUGAUACAAAGCAGACCCAUGUAUAGCAACAACCCACAUAUAACUGCUUGGGUGAAAGGGCAUUUUGUGAAUGGGCAUCUGGAAAGUGAACUUACGUAUACCGUGAAGGUGCAAACUGUUUUGACAUUCCAUGAUCGUGCAAGGCUCUCCGCCCAGCAUUUAACAUUCCUGGAAUCGUGGGAAGAUGUAACAAUGAUCAUCGACCUGCGGACAUACUCCUACUCUCAUUGCUCGUGACAUGCAUUCCAUGAUCGGGGAAACCACAUCCACUUCAUCAAGGUUGUUUUAAGGUCACAAAUUUAAUGGCAAUAUCAAAUAUAUCAUGUUAUCUUUUCUCAUGUAAUAUUAUCUUACAACUUCUUAUGAUUCCUUAGAAGGAAGUACUUCCAAAUUCAAAAUACUUGACCUGUAAAAGAAGUCCUAAAAAGACAUACAGUCAAACACCGUUGUUUCAAAGUCGAAGGGACCUACAGAAAUAUUUUAAUUUAUCCGAGGUUCGAACACAACCAAAAAUGAUGAAUAAAGAAGGAAUACGCAGGAAAAAGCUUUUGUUUCAAGACAAUCAUAAGUUCGACACAUCAAAGUUGGCCACAACACUGUUUGACUGCAUAUAAAAGAUAUAUAUAUAUGAGUGUGUUUUUCUCUCUCAGGAAAUAAUGGCACAUACAUCAAUUAUCAAACAAACGAUCAAACUACUGUAAUUAUUCUAAAAAUUUGAACCCUCCAAGAAAAAAAAAUCCUAAUUGUCAUUAUAUUAUAAUAUUGUUUGUCUUGUUUUAUGGAUGAAAUUGCCCUAAAAAAUCAAAACGGUGUAUUGAUUGAAAAUAUGCACAUUUUGAGAAAAACAUUGUUUGUAUUGUCGUUUUGCUUUAGUGUAUUUAAGGAGAAAAUAAAUUAACUAUAUUUAAUCAAUUUGCCAUCUUGCGACAUUGACCAGGAAAAUCUGUAAGACAAGUCAGCCUUUUAUGCAUUCAGGGUUUUCUAAUCCUAACUGUGGGAAGACAUGACGACAUGAAACGCUCAUGAAUAACAACCAUUUCAUUGUUUGUAACAAUGUUUCAGUUGAGGAGAAAUGGGGUUUAACGUCUCGUUCAAGAUAAUUGCACUUAUAUUGCAACAUGCAUGCACGUGUGUGUCUGUGGCUGCUAGUACUAGUCCGGACUGAUGC
Haliotis rufescens (red abalone) is the source of this 5779-nucleotide messenger RNA. RefSeq names its product potassium voltage-gated channel subfamily KQT member 1-like. The record is from RefSeq and is a predicted model, not a curated record. The coding region runs from base 844 to 2604 and encodes 586 amino acids. The transcript is spliced from 15 exons. NCBI's taxonomy places the organism in Eukaryota, Metazoa, Mollusca, Gastropoda, Lepetellida, Haliotidae. Gene Ontology annotation, molecular function: voltage-gated potassium channel activity. Gene Ontology annotation, biological process: transmembrane transport; potassium ion transport. Gene Ontology annotation, cellular component: voltage-gated potassium channel complex; membrane.